AUGGUUGCUGAAGAGUUCGAAGUGAUCUCUCAAAACGGAGUUGUGGUUGAUGUAGAGGCAGAGGUCGAUAAACUCCACGCUCUCUUUCGAGAGAGAACAAAAUUGAUCCAUUCACUAAAAGAUCCGAAAGAACUUGAGGAACAGCAAGUGAAUGUGGCGCGUCAAAACCUAUUUAGUGAACUGGCCAAGCUACCAUUUCAAGAACGAGCUUUAGCACGUUUGAAGAUCAAUUUUAAAAGUGAUGAGUGCAAUAAACUUGUGGAGGAAGCUGAUGAUGAUGAUGAUGAUGAUGAGGGGAUUGAGGAGGAAACUGUUGAGAAUCUCUGCACGAUCAUCAAAAGCAAGGAGUGCAGAAGGGAGAUCGCCUCGGCUUUUGAUUUUGCCAGAGACAAUCACUAUCAAGCAGUGCCGCCGGGGGUCUUUGGAGAGGCUCUAAAAAGCUUUAAAACAAAGGCCGAAGAGGCCUACAAUGGAGUCAGUCGUUUCGGUGGACCUUCACUCAAACAACAACAAUUCAAAAAGUUCAGUGAUUCGAUUCAGGAGAAAGUCGAUGACAAAGUUCAACACAACGGCGAACGGUACAAAGAUUCCAAAGUGGCAAAUGCCGUCAACGAUUCAUAUAGCAAAUAUGAGAAAAUGAUGAAACCAGAUCUUCUUUCUCAAUUGCAAGGAGCAGAUCGAAUCAAACACGUACAAGGACAACACGACGAGGCGCGAAAGGCAGCCAUGCAACAUUUCGAGAGCGAAAUCAGUGAAUUUGGUGGAGAGCCGGUGAUCGUCGAGAAAAGGGACAUUUUGAAGAAAAUGAUUGAGGAUCGUUAUGAAGAUUUGCAAACAAACAACGCAAUUCAAGGCGUUCAAGAAAUGGCGAGGGAAAUCGUCGAAAAGACAGCGCAAGAAUUUCAAACAAUCCUGGCUCAGUCAUUGUCUGGUUUGGUCGACGAGACAUCGAUGGAGUUGAGUGUGACAAAGGCUCGCAUGCGGAUUGAGUCCACUUAUGGGCUACACACUCAAACUCUCCUCGAUAAUCCCGGAUUGGCAAAGCUUGACAAGAAAACGGUCGAGGCUUUUCUCAACAACUUCAAACAGGCUCGACUCGAAACGCAGCUAACAAAAGAAGAGGCUCAAUUCAAAAGCCAAGCUCAAUUGUUUUUGGCCGGUAAAGUGACCGAGAAGAAAAUAGCCGAACUUCAAAAACAUGCCACUGAAGCAGAGGAGGCGUUCAGUCGAGAGAGGGAGGAUCAUGAGAGACGAAUGAAAAACAACGAAGACCUCAUUGAUGCUGAGAAAAAGAGAUCAGAAAAGCUGCUUGAAGAAGCCAAAGAGGACAUUGCCUUCAAGAAGGAAAUGCAACGGUUGCGGCUAGAAUUCGAAAUGAAAAAAGACGAAAACGAGAGACUCGGCGAGUUGAAAAAGCAGGAAAUGAUUAACGCCAUCGAGGAAAAGCGAAUCAGAAUGCAAGAGACAGCGGCUGCAGCUCGUGCCCGGCAAACCGACGAAGAGCUGCGACAAACCCAAAAAGCAACCGAUAUGCGAUUCCAACAAAACAAAGAGCAAAUGCUUUAUGAAAAGGAAAUUCGGAUAAAUCAGCUAAAAAGAGAGGAAGCGGCCGAAGCGGCAAAACGAGAGGCCGAUGAGAAGAGAGAAGAGAGAAUGCACGAGCAAGAGCUUCGCCAACUCGAGGCGGCCAGCAAGGAAAGACGUGAGAAACUGCAACAAGAGCACGAAGCAAAGAUUCGAGAAAUCGAAAGACUGGCUGCCAAAGAUGCAAAAGAAGCGGCGGAAAUUGAGGCAACAAAGGCGGCGAACGCUCAACGACACGCCGCUGAAAUGAAACGCCUUGAUGAAGAGACGACAGCCCGAAUCGAGGACCAAAGGAUUGCCCAAGCAGAACAAAAGGAAAAGAUUCGUGCUGAACGAGAAAGGGCUGAUCAACAAGCCAAACGGGAAAUGGAAGCUAUUCGAGUUAAAAACGAGCUCGCAAGAAAGAAACUCGAAAUGGAAGAGAAACGAGAAGCGGAUCGAUUGGCGGCCGAUAAAGUGAACAAAGCGAGAGAAGCGGCUGAAAGAGAAGCGGCCAGCAAGCACAAACGGGAAAUGGAGGACAAGGAACAGAAAAAGAGACACGAGAAAUGGUGGCAGAAGAUCAUU
Messenger RNA from Mesorhabditis belari, 2151 nucleotides. The record is from the annotation of a GenBank genome assembly. NCBI's taxonomy places the organism in Eukaryota, Metazoa, Nematoda, Chromadorea, Rhabditida, Rhabditidae.